Messenger RNA from Hippopotamus amphibius kiboko, 2613 nucleotides. RefSeq names its product hydroxyacyl-thioester dehydratase type 2 (gene HTD2). The coding region runs from base 1 to 507 and encodes 168 amino acids. Lineage: Eukaryota; Metazoa; Chordata; Mammalia; Artiodactyla; Hippopotamidae. The record is from RefSeq and is a predicted model, not a curated record. The transcript has a single exon.
AUGCUCCCAGUCAUUUCCAGCCAUUGCCUUUGGUGGGGUAGGCUUCAGAGGAGAAUCUGCCUGAACCAAGCAGCGCUAACCAGGCAGCACUUACGGCACACGCACAUCAGAGUUGGAGACCGGGCUGAGCUCAGUAGGGCCUUCACGCAGAGGGACGUGGCUACCUUCUCAGAAUUAACAGGGGAUGUCAAUCCUUUGCAUUUGGAUGAAGAUUUUGCAAAACAUACCAGAUUUGGAAAGACAAUUGUACAUGGAGUUUUGAUCAAUGGACUUAUUUCAGCUCUCCUAGGUACUAAAAUGCCAGGGCCGGGUUGUGUAUUUCUUUCCCAGGAAAUUAACUUUCCAGCCCCUUUAUAUGUUGGGGAAGUUGUUUUAGCUUCUGCAGAAGUGAAAAAGCUGAAGCGGUUCAUUGCUAUUAUUGCAGUGUCAUGUUUUGUACUAGAAAGUAAAAAGACUGUUAUGGAAGGCUGGGUUAAAGUUAUGGUCCCAGAAGCUCCCAAAUCCUGAAAUAUGUCUUCAAAGAUGCAAAUUCAGACAUCAGCCUUACUAUUAUUGAAGAGCCUCUGAGGAAAAUAGGGAUAGCUCUUCUUUACCAAGGAGGGGUUGAUAGACCCAAAAGCCUAUAUUGGGGGAAGGGAGCAGGUAGGGGAGUGUUCCAGUGUCCACUUAAGCUUUGGCCUUAAUGCUUCACACAGGCUUAAGUAUAUUUAUCAUCUGUCUAGGUUUUUUAAAACUGAAAAAAUAGGGAAUUCCCUGGCAGUCCAGUGGUUAGAACUUCAGACUUUCACUGCCAAGGGUGUGAGUUCAGUCCCUGGUCAGGGAACUAAGAUUGGGCAAGCCAUGUGGCACGGCCAAAGGGUGGGGGGUGGGGAGUGGGAUCAGAGGUGAUUCUAAGCUUGGACAUUCUGUCUAGGCUGCCAUGAGGUACCAUUAAAAAAAGAAAACAACAAAAUGAAGAAAUACUGGAAAGUUAUCAUUUAGCUUAAUGUUCUACUUUUAGGAUUUCAAACCUACCUGUAUCUGUGUAAAAUAAGUUUCUCACUAAAUUUAUAAAUAGCUAGCAUUUAAUUAUUGAAGGCAACGAUAGAAGAUAGGUUAUCUUUGAACACCUAUCUUUUACCAGUAAAUAUUCUUAGAUCCUGUUCUUCAGCAGUUUCUGGGUCAGAGUUUAUUGUAAUUUGUUACUGUUUGUACCAAGAUGGUAACUUGUUCAACCUUCAAUGUCACUUGCCUUUCAGAUGGUUUUCCUGUUAUUGGAGGAGGGCUUAUGUGCAGACUUGGACUCAGUUAUGUAAGCUCUCUUGGUCUUAUUUAUAAAACAGGGACAUAACACCUACCACAUGGAUUGUUGGCGAUGACAGAUACAAAUAGUUAAGCACAAGGCCUAGCCUGUAAACAGUAGCUACUGCUAUUGCUCGUUCUGUGAAUAAGGUUAGAGCUUUUCCUGAGUUUGGAGCUAACUGGCCAAAACUUAGAGAACAGACAGUCUUUUAGGAUGUCAGCAAAUAUCUAUUGGUAUUCUAAACCUGGAACAGAUCUUGAAUGCUAAGUUUCUAGUUUAGUAAUCCAGAUUUUUUUCUCUCUCCCCUGAAAAUAUUGUGGGGUCCAUUGCUCCAUUAUAUAAGUACUAUAUGCUUUUAUUUAAAAAUUUAUAAAAUAAAAAAUUUAAGAAACACUGUGGAGGCCACGUUCUUAAGAGUUGAGGGGUAUUAGAGAGGAAAUGUGCCUCAUGUAUUAUUACUAACUGGUCAUCCCGAACAUAGCCAACACUAUUAAGACAGGCAUCUAUUGUGGAACAUAACAGGUGGUCCACCUGUGCUCUGUGACUCAGACCACAGCCAGAUGCUUUGAUCAGGAAGGUAAGAUCAGGCUUAAUUGGUUGCAUCAACCCACAUUUCCUGGAAAAAGAUUUUUUCUUCAUUCUGGUGGAUGAAUAACUAGAUUUUUUAUUUAUUUAUUUUACAUCAAGAUCAGUUAAACAGAUUACUAGAAAGAAUUAUUCUAGUCACUAGAGGGCAGUGAUGUACACAAAUAGAGUAUUUUAAACUUUAAUACUGUACCAUACUCUAGUUAGUAUUGGUGAAAUGAAAAUACCAAAAUCAGGGUGAGAAGCAAGGAUGCCAUUAUGAGUUUCAAAAUGGGCGGCAUGUACAGGUUCAGAUCCACCUGAAGAAGGUGUAUUUAUAGGUGAAACACUAUUCAUGCCAAAGAUUUGAUGUGACGUUGAAAAACAAACUCUGGCAGAACUCAUUCUCUGGGACUUAACAGCCGUCCUGAAGCGUGAGUUCAUAAGUGGAGUGUGAUGUGAUCAUUAAUACUAUAAGCUACCAUUCUUUCAAUGAUAAGCCAAUUUUCUACAUUAAUUCUAAUCCUUUAAACAGUUUUAUGAAGUUAAGUUAAUGUUCCAUUUUCUAGUCAAGGAAAUAGACUGAUGCUGUGUGACUUGCCCAAGGUUGUAUAGCUAGUAUGCAGUAGAGCUGGGAUUCAAACCAGCCUGCCGGGCUCCAGAGCAUGUCUUUUUUUCCAUCACCCUGUGGGUCUUAUAAUGUUCCCAUACUGGAACACUCAGUUUCUAUAAUAUCUUGUAUGGCAUUAAAGUAUUUGGAACCACCA